GUUCUGCCGCCUUGCUCAAAGAUGGCGUCGUGCAGCAAUGGAGAUGACUCCGAAAUGGCUCUUCUAAGCGAAGAACAGUUGGAUGGCCGGCUAUCUCCGGAUCUAUGGCCCGAAGCGAUACCUGGAGUUAUGGAAUUCGCUGCGCUCCUUUCGCCUGCGCACACAAGGAGCACAAAGCCAAAGUGGGCCCUGGAUGAAGAUGGUCUAGUCAUGCUGCAAGAGCUUGGCAGCUUGACUGCAGCAGCACUGCUUGAAAAAGUAAAAGACCUGCAAAACCUUGCAUACAAGCUCGGAAUUGAAGAAUCUCGUGAAAUGACAAGAGGCCGCUUCCUAGACAUUCUUCGCAAGGAUAAAGGUUACAUGGAGGAGUAAGUCAUUCAUAUAUAUCAAAAAAAGAAGUGGGCCAACAACAGAGCCCUGGGGGACACCUGAAAUGACCAGAAGUGGGACGGAGGACUGAUCACUGACAUUGACGAAUUGCGAGCGAUUGAUUAGUAAUGCUUCAAGCCAUUUUAGUAUGUCUGCGUUUAAGUUUAAGAAGGAAAGUGUAUGUAACACGUGUCUGUGAGAAACUUAAUCAAAAGCUUUUUCGUAGUCGAGAAAGAUAGCGUCAGUUUGUUUGUUGCAGUCAAGAUUUGUAAGAAGGCCGUGAAUGAAAAGAGCUAGCUGUGUUUCGCAAGAAAGGCCUUUACGAAAUCCAUGCUGUGCAGGAUGAAAGAAAUGAUUGGCAUCUAAAUGGUCCAUAAUGAGUGAGUGAAUGACUUGCUCCCUGAUUUUACUUGGCAGACUCGUAAGGGAGAUGGGGCGACGAUUUAGCGGGUGAAGCCUGUUACCUGCUUUCUAGAUGAGAAUGACUUUUCCCACUUUCCAGUCAUGAGGGAUGCAGCCUACUGAAAGCAACUGAGCAAACAACAGGCACAAAAAUGCUUAGGAUAUAUCUUUAGUAUUUUUUUAACAGUUUUGAGUUAAUACCAUCGAUACCAGCACAGGACGAAAGUUUUAGUUUAUCAAUCACAUUUGAAAUACCAUCUACGCUGAACGUAAUGGCCGGCAUUCUAGAUACUACGUUGCUAGACAGUAAUGGCAGAGAAGCACUAGUAUUCGGGGUAAAAACUGAGAUGAAGGCAUUGUUGAAGGUUCUGGUGCAGUCGGUAUCGGACAUAAUGUUCCCCGAAUCGUCGACAAGUGUUAUGGCACGAACGUAACUUGGGUUUAUUACUUGACAAACUUUCUUCGGGUUUUCUCUAAGCAUUUUGGGUAAGCCGUUGUUAAAAAAAAUCAUGCUUGGUACCACGAACAGCAAUAUAAGUUUUUUCGGCAGAAUAUUUUUCCCAAGCGUUGGCAUUCGUACUCUGUUAGCAGCUCUGAAAAGUCUUUUCUUCUUAUUUUCUAAACACUUUAGCGAACCACAGAUUCUGGCGAUUCUCACGGAAGGUAAUUUUCGGUAUGUGUUUUUCUGCUAAUUGAAUCGUUUUACUUUUAAAGAGCACCUAAUUAUCAUCAAUAGAUUGUUCGUGAAAUCGAGACUCAAAGUUACAUAGAAAGGCAGUUAAUUCGCCAUUAGUGGCUCGGAAGUUUCCUCUAUCAUACAGGCUGAUUAUUUUGCUACAUGUUGCACAUGGUGGUGUGAAAAAUAAAAAUGUGGUGUGAAGAA
Rhipicephalus sanguineus (brown dog tick) is the source of this 1654-nucleotide messenger RNA. It is a transcript of the gene lin-52, whose product is annotated as protein lin-52 homolog. The record is from RefSeq and is a predicted model, not a curated record. Gene Ontology annotation, biological process: regulation of DNA-templated transcription. Gene Ontology annotation, cellular component: DRM complex. Bases 22 to 372 code for a protein of 116 amino acids. Lineage: Eukaryota; Metazoa; Arthropoda; Arachnida; Ixodida; Ixodidae. The transcript has 7 exons.